This is a messenger RNA of Salvelinus namaycush (lake trout), 5014 nucleotides long. RefSeq names its product calcium/calmodulin-dependent serine protein kinase a (gene caska). Gene Ontology annotation, molecular function: protein kinase activity; signaling receptor binding; ATP binding. The transcript has 27 exons. Gene Ontology annotation, cellular component: plasma membrane; cell-cell junction; basolateral plasma membrane. Gene Ontology annotation, biological process: regulation of neurotransmitter secretion; protein phosphorylation. The record is from RefSeq and is a predicted model, not a curated record. NCBI's taxonomy places the organism in Eukaryota, Metazoa, Chordata, Actinopteri, Salmoniformes, Salmonidae. The coding region runs from base 669 to 3485 and encodes 938 amino acids.
GUUUUACCUUCCCGAUCGAGUCGCGUGUGCACGGGAACCAUGCGCGCUUUUCAAGGGGGACGAAACUAACCUUUUCACCUCUUUUGGGAUGUGAAGAAUUUAGCUAGGCUACUCGUAUGUGUUAUUUAGAUGAAACAGUAUUUUGAGUAAAUAGUUAGUUUUGUUGAUGAACUCUGCAAAAUACACAGAGUAUAGCUGUAGUUUUUGCAGCGGGUUGUAGCCUACGUGCGUUCUGGACGGUUAACGAACGUGGAUCAGCAGACGGGGCACGCGACUUGAGUUGUUUAUUCUAACGUUUUACAAUACUACCGUAGGCUUCGAGGAGGAUUAGCCUAAGUAGGAAACCGGGAAACCUGGGCAAGGUGGGGCAGAACCGGAGACCGCCAACGGGAUUAUUGAAAAACUCACGUUGCCUUGAAGCUUCGCACUGUAGUCGAACCACCGCAGCUGCGCAGCGUUUUGGGGAAACAAUAUUUUUCUAACCCAUUGGAAUUGGGGAAGCUUUAUUCCCAACUCCUUGGUGAUUAGUCUACGCCUCAAGUAGCCUAGGCUACAGAGAGCAGAACAGUUUGUAUUUACAAAAACGUCCGUUUGUUGUGAUUAUUUGCUUUGGAACAUACGUUUCAGGACGGAUUUGGGGGGAAUUAUUUCCCCAGCCUCGCUGGACCAUGGCGGACGACGACGUACUGUUUGAAGAUGUGUACGAGCUGUGUGAGGUCAUUGGAAAGGGUCCGUUCAGCGUGGUGAGGAGAUGUAUCAACAGAGACACAGGACAGCAGUUUGCUGUGAAGAUUGUAGAUGUGGCCCAGUUUACUUCCAGCCCUGGACUCAGCACAGAGGAUCUGAAGAGAGAGGCCAGCAUCUGCCACAUGCUGAAGCACCCUCACAUCGUAGAGCUGGUGGAGACAUACAGUUCAGAUGGCAUGCUCUACAUGGUCUUCGAGUUUAUGGAUGGAGCAGACCUGUGUUUUGAGAUCGUGAAGAGGGCAGAUGCUGGCUUUGUGUACAGUGAAGCAGUGGCCAGUCACUACAUGAGACAGAUCCUAGAGGCACUACGAUAUUGCCAUGACAACAACGUCAUCCAUCGAGACGUGAAGCCCCACUGUGUCCUCCUGGCGUCUAAAGAGAACAGCGCUCCAGUGAAGCUGGGAGGGUUCGGCGUGGCCAUCCAACUGGGAGAGUCAGGACUGGUGGCUGGAGGUCGUGUAGGAACACCCCACUUCAUGGCCCCAGAGGUGGUGAAGAGGGAGCCUUAUGGUAAGCCAGUAGAUGUGUGGGGCUGUGGCGUCAUCCUCUUCAUCCUGCUCUCUGGCUGCCUGCCCUUCUACGGCACAAAGGAACGCCUGUUUGAAGCCAUCUGCAGAGGCAAAUACAAGUUAAACCCCAGACAAUGGGGCCAUAUCUCAGAGAGCGCUAAAGACCUGGUGAGACGGAUGCUCAUGCUGGACCCUGCAGAGAGAAUCACUGUCUACGAGGCACUCAACCACCCCUGGCUCAAGGAGAGAGACCGUUAUGCCUAUAAGAUCCACCUGCUAGAGACGGUGGAACAGCUGAGAAAGUUCAACGCCAGGAGAAAGCUCAAGGGAGCCGUACUGGCAGCAGUCUCCAGCCACAAGUUUAACUCCUUCUACGGAGAUCCACCAGAGGAAAUGCCUGACUUCUCUGAAGACCCCACAUCCUCGGGGGCUGUGUCUCAGGUGCUGGACAGUCUUGAGGAGAUCCAUGCGUUGACCGACUGCAGUGAGAAAGAUAUGGACUUCCUACACAGUGUCUUCCAAGAUGAGCAUCUACACACACUACUAGAUCUUUAUGACAAGAUCAACACCAAGUCCUCCCCCCAGAUCAGAAACCCCUCUAGCGAUGCUGUGCAGAGAGCCAAAGAGAGCUCCACCCAAGACGACGCAAGUGCCGCUUUGAAACACCUGGAAUAUGUAUUGGAAGAGAUCUCUUGUUACCCGGAGAACCACGACGCCAAGGAGCUCAGACGGAUACUGACCCAGCCGCACUUUAUGGCCUUGCUCCAGACCCAUGACGUGGUGGCCCAUGAGGUGUACAGUGAUGAGGCUCUGAGGGUCACGCCCCCGCCCACCUCGCCCUACCUGAACGGAGAAUCUCCCGAGAGCACCAACGGGGACAUGGACCUGGAGAACGUGACUCGAGUACGCCUGGUGCAGUUCCAGAAGAACACUGACGAACCUAUGGGCAUCACGCUGAAGAUGAACGAUCUGAACCACUGUAUCGUAGCCAGGAUAAUGCAUGGAGGAAUGAUCCACAGACAAGGAACACUGCAUGUAGGAGAUGAGAUCAGAGAGAUCAACAGCAUCAGUGUGGCCAACCAGACCGUAGAGCAACUACAGAGGAUGUUGAAAGAGAUGCGAGGCAGCAUCACCUUUAAGAUAGUGCCAAGCUACCGGACACAAGGAUCCUCCUGUGAGAGAGAGUCCCCCUCCACCUCCAGGCAAUCCCCUGCCAAUGGCACUGGUCACUCCAGUGUUAACAGUUCUAUCUUGGAUCUGCCGUCUACCAUCCAACCCAAGGGUCGACAGAUCUAUGUGAGGGCCCAGUUUGAGUAUGACCCCUCCAGAGAUGACCUCAUCCCAUGCAAGGAGGCCGGGAUUCCCUUCCGGGUUGGUGACAUCAUCCAGAUCAUCAGUAAAGACGACCACAACUGGUGGCAGGGCAAACUGGAGAACACCAAAAAUGGAACUGCAGGGCUCAUACCCUCACCAGAACUCCAGGAGUGGCGUGUGGCAUGUAUAGCCAUGGAGAAGACUAAGCAGGAGCAGCAGGCCAGCUGUACCUGGUUUGGCAAGAAGAAGAAGCAGUACAAAGACAAGUACCUGGCCAAGCACAACGCAGUAUUCGACCAACUAGAUCUCGUCACGUAUGAAGAGGUUGUGAAACUGCCUGCGUUUAAGAGGAAAACACUAGUCUUGUUAGGUGCCCAUGGAGUGGGCAGAAGACACAUCAAGAACACACUCAUCACAAAACACCCUGACAGAUUUGCCUACCCCAUCCCACAUACGACCAGACUUCCUAAGAAGUACGAGGAGAACGGGAAGAACUACUACUUUGUGUCACAUGACCAGAUGAUGCAGGACAUCAGUAACAAUGACUACCUGGAGUACGGUAGUCACGAGGACGCCAUGUACGGCACGCGGCUAGAGACCAUUCGCCAGAUCCACGAGCAGGGACUCAUCUCCAUACUGGACGUAGAGCCACAGGCCUUGAAGGUCCUGCGGACAGCAGAGUUUGCUCCCUACGUUGUUUUCAUCGCCGCGCCAACCAUCACCCCUGGCAUCAACGAGGAUGAGUCAUUGCAGCGUCUUCAGAAGGAGUCAGAGAUUCUUCAGAAGACCUAUGCCCAUUACUUUGACCAGACCAUAAUCAACAACGAGAUAGAUGAGACCAUCAGACACCUAGAGGAGGCUAUAGACCUGGUCUGUACCACUGCACAGUGGAUCCCUGUGUCCUGGGUCUACUGAGGAUAGGAAGGAACACCUUCUCUCCUCCCCUCUGUGUCUUUCUGGGUCCACUGUACCUGUAUAGACCCCCCCCCCCCCCCCCCUCUCCCCUCCAAUGACUCCUCUCUUUCUCUCCUCCCUCCUCCCUUUCUCACUGGCGAUGCAUCUCUGCGAAAACUCCCAUCAUUCCUUCGGAAAAGAAAAGCACCUCAACCAAUCAGAAACCUCUGUGUACUGCACAUGACCUUCAGCAGCCAAUCAAACUCUGCCCUUACAGACUACCUAGCCGUAGUGUUGUAUAAACAAAUAAGUAUUGUCAUGUCUGUAUUAUCUAGGAGGCAACAUUUUUGCAGAUGUUUGUUUUAAAGAGACAGUACUGUAUCUCCUCCCCAGUAGUGCACUGCAGCCUUCUACAUCAUGUGACUGUCUGUGCCCCCAUCAGCCCACCCAUCAUGGAUGUUGUAGUUCUUAGCUGUCCCUCUGUUGUAGUUCUUUCCCUGCACUAUAAUUACUGUUUGUGGGUAUUCUCUUCCUCUCUCUCUGGACAGACUGAAGAAAAACACCACAACCUCCUUUUAUCUGGAUGUCAUCCUCAACACCUUUUAUUUAUCUGCUCCUUUACUCCUCUCCUUUAUUAGCCAUUAUCGUCUACUUCAUUCACAUCCUCUUUCUCUGUCACUCUCUUAUUGUUCAUGUAGUUCAGUUUCAUCUUGGUUCAUUUUGACUGUACAUGUUAUUACACCCGAGUGGCACAAGCUACUUCAUCUCUGCUAGAGGCGUCACUACAGACCCUGGUUCGAUUCCAGGCUGUAUCACAACCGGCCGUGAUUGGGAGUCCCAUAGGGUGGCCCACAUUUGGCCCAGCAUCGUCCGGGUUAGGCUGUCAUUAUAAAUAAGAAUUUGUUCUUAACUGACUUGCCUUAAAAAAUAUAUAUAUAAAAACCCUAGCCACCCCCUUCUCCCCUUCAUACACAUACUCAGACAGGGUACUGUCUCUUCUAAAUGAAUCCAUAAAUGUUUUAGACAUUUGAAUGAGGUCCCAUGCAUGUUGGACAUUCGCAAGCUUCCAUUCCGUCUGUCCGUGUUCCCCCAGUGUCCUGCUGUAACAUCCUCCCAACUGAAAACCAACAUUCCACACGUCUGGAAGACUCCACUUGACCAAGGGAGGAAGCAAGGGGAACAGGAAAUAACCAACAAAAAGAACCUUGACACCUAUGCACAUACCUUGGCAUUUCAGAUGACAUUUCUAAAAACAGAUUUUUCCAAAUCGACCACGGUAUCAAUGUGUUUAUAAAAACAAAUGUGUGGUAGAACUUUAUAAUAACGCAUUUAAUGGAUUAGUAAAUAGUUUACAAAGGUGGGAGUAAUGAUUCACAAAUGAAUAAAUGUAAGUAACCUAGUUAUUCAUACACAACUUUAAGUAUUUAAUGAUUCAUAAGAUCAUAAGUUGUUUAAAAUAGGACCUUAUAAACCAUUUACUAAUUAUUAGUAACUCUUUUUGCAUGGCCUCAUCUAAAGUGUGGGCUAUUUAUACUUUAUAAAUACUUUGU